Malus domestica (apple) is the source of this 1201-nucleotide messenger RNA. RefSeq lists its product as uncharacterized. NCBI's taxonomy places the organism in Eukaryota, Viridiplantae, Streptophyta, Magnoliopsida, Rosales, Rosaceae. The record is from RefSeq and is a predicted model, not a curated record.
GGAACCUGAGUGGAGAGAGUUAAUAAUAUUAUAAGAUCUACUUAAGGAGCAGCCAAAGCCCUCAACAAAGAAAGGCAAAGAGAGAGACAGAGUGAGAAAAACUACGAGAGAAAGAGAUGGAAUGGAGAAAAUGCUACUUGGAUGUCAUUCUUGUACCACUAGGGUUCCUCAUGACUGCUUCGUAUCAUGCUUGGUUAUGGCAUAAGGUUCGGACCGACCCACGAUCUACCAUCAUCGGCAUAAACACCAGCGGACGACGAUUCUGGGUCUCGGCGAUGAUGAAGGACAAUGAAAAGAAGAACAUCCUGGCCGUCCAAACCCUUCGUAACACGAUCAUGGGAUCAACCCUAAUGGCCACCACAUCAAUCCUCCUAUGCUCCGGCCUAGCAGCUGUGAUCAGCAGCACAUACAGUGUGAAGAAACCGCUCAAUGACACCGUUUACGGGGCACACGGGGAAUUCAUGGUUGCUUUAAAAUACGUUACCCUACUCACAAUUUUCCUCUUCUCGUUCAUGUGUCACUCGCUUUCAAUCAGGUUCAUAAACCAAGUGAACAUCCUAAUUAACAGUCCACAAGAACCCACGUCGUUGGUGACUCCAGAGUAUGUGUCUGCGCUUUUGGAAAGGGGUUACUUGUUAAACACUGCGGGGAACAGGUUGUUUUAUGGAGCACUGCCUCUCGUGCUUUGGAUAUUUGGACCAGUUUUGGUGUUUUUGUGUUCUGCCACGAUGGUGCCUGUGCUUUACAAUUUGGACUUUGUGUCUAGCAGUAGCACUGAAAAGACAAAAAUGGAUAUUGGUAAUGAAAAUGGGGAUGCAUUUGUAUGAAUUGGGCAUAGUCGUCCAAAGUGAAGAUGGUGCGUGAUUCAAUCACGGCUGAAAACAUUGUGCAAAUUAAAUCCAAGAGUUGUCAACACCUUGUCGGCGCCUCCUUUACUUCAUCUCCCUUUGCCGUGUCCUCAGCCGUGGCAUGCAAGAGAGGUAUAGAGAGAAGGGAAGCCAUCAUCUGGGCAAGAGAGAGAGAUGGUCCACUCCAAAAAAAUUUGGACUAUAAGUUGUUUUACAUAUGUUAUACUUCCGUAAAUUUGAUAAAAUGAUCAAUUAUCAUAUGUUUGGUUUGGAAAGCUGAAUGAUCAAUCAAUAUGUUUAGAUUGGGGAUGGAAAUAAAUUUAGAUUGAUUACUUGCAGAAAUGCAUUUCUAA